Molecule: messenger RNA, 3309 nt
Organism: Melampsora larici-populina 98AG31
Lineage: Eukaryota; Fungi; Basidiomycota; Pucciniomycetes; Pucciniales; Melampsoraceae
Exons: 12
Coding region: 1-3069 (1022 amino acids)
Molecular function (GO): RNA binding; zinc ion binding; 5'-3' RNA helicase activity
Source: RefSeq, a predicted model, not a curated record
AUGCCUGUUCCUCCCCGUUUCAAAGCCUGUCGAAAUCUGCUCGAUACUGGAUCGUGUCCUAUCGAGGAUUGUCCAUACCAACAUAAACUCAUACAUUGUGAACCUUGUCGAGUGUUUGUGACGACUCAAUUCAGUUAUAAACAACAUCUCAAUGGAAAGCAACAUCGUCAAGUUACAGCUCAGCUUCAACAAGUCGCGCCUCAACUGGUCAAUAAUCUUCCAAAACCACAAGGACCUCGUUGUGAAAUAUGCGAUGUUUAUGCUCCUAAUCCGGCUCGACACGCUUCUACGCCGCGUCACAUUAGAAAAGCUAGAUACGAACGUUAUCGCGGUUUGGUGCGGGACUCUGAACAGAACAAACAGGGGAUAGUCAUCUUUCCUGAUGAAAUCAAUUUUGGAUCACUCGAUACUCGCUCAAUUCGUGAUAACAAACUGAAAUCUUUAACUCAAACCAUAAGAAUCUUCAAUCAACGAUCUCAUUUCGAACCUGUUGUCUGGCUUAAAGGUAUUAAAACUUUGUCAGCUAGAUCUCGUCGAGGUCAUUCUUCAGUUUUGAGCAAAUUUCACCCACAAGUCAUUGAAUUUCCGUUACAACUGGAUUGUAAUGACUCUGAUCAAACGAGUAUCGAAAUCAACUUUCAACCUAAAGGAAUCACUGGUAAACAUGUCGAUACACUUGAAUUUUAUUUCGAAAUUCCUGGCACAGGAGAUACUUUUAAAAUUUCUCGACCACUUCUUGCUAUCGUAUCUGAUGAAGCACUUAUGGAAGAACUUAAACCGGUGGCACCCUAUGUGGCUUCAUUAUGGUUACCUUCUACUGAAAUAGCCGAUGAAAUUGUAGACGGUGUCAUGCCACCUCCAUUGGCAGCUGUGAAAUGGACAGGAUCACUUCCUUUUUACGAUUUGCCAAGAUGGAUCACGCGUGGAUUGAACAGCACCGGGGGUGGGACUCGCAGGACUAUUCAAUGGGCCACCAAUGCUGGUGUGAUCCCAUCAGAAUUCUCUUUAUCGAAUUAUUCAAAGUGGUGGCAGGGUGUUCUUUGGAUUGAGGAGACACAGAUGAGGGAGGACAUACGUCGAUAUGAUAUCAAGGGCGUUUCCAUCGCGCGCGUCAAGAAUGACUCAUUGUACAGUCUUGACGUACCUGGACUGGCCGAAAAGCGACCAUCGGUAUUAUAUGGAGAUCAAGUCCUUUUCCGUCCAUCAGGGGAUGUCGAAGGCACAUGGUACGGUGGACGUGUUCACAAAGUAGAGGCGACCAAACUUCAACUCAAAUUUCACCCAAACUUUAGCGCAUUGCAGGGUCAGAAAUUCGAUGUUCAAUUCAGUCUAUCCAGAACAGUCUUACGUCGAAUGCAUCAAGCUGUCAUGUUGAAGGCACAACAGCCUCUGUCGAUCUUUCCAGACUUACCACGUCAUAGAAUCCUUUCAGCUCCGACUGAAGCUGAACGCAAAACCAUUCGUUUUUUCAAUCGAAAUUUCGAAACCAACCCACCUCAACAAGAUGCAAUUGCCAAUAUCCUCACUCGUCGUCAUCCGGAUAUACCCUUCAUUGUGUUUGGACCUCCCGGGACUGGAAAGACUGCCGUCUUGGUUGAGGCUGUAUUACAGCUGUGCGAGAACCCAUCCACUCGGAUUCUCAUGGCAGCUCCCUCGAACGCAGCUGCUGAUCAAUUAGCCUUAAGACUUCUACAGGCUGGUUUGAAAGCCUCACUCUUUCGAUUCUGCGCACCUACUCGAGCCACCAUCACCCUUACGCCUGGCUUAGAAAAGGUGGUUUGUAGAAACGGACGCGAUGGUCCAUUCUGUACUCCAGAACUUGAAGUCCUCAAAAGAUACCGAGUCGUUAUCUCCACCUGUCUUUCUGCUGGAGUCCUGGCAGGUGUGGGUGUUCCUGCUGGUCAUUACACGCAUGUAAUGAUAGAUGAGGCUGGACAAGCUUUGGAACCGGAGGUUAUGGUACCAAUGAAAACACUACAGAAACCAGGCACAGAAAUCAUCCUUGCAGGUGAUCCUCAUCAACUUGGGCCAAUCGUUCGAUCACCUGUCGCUGCUGCACUGGGAUUAGACAAAAGUCUUCUUGCUCGAUUCAUUGAAUUAAAAGUUUAUCAUAUGCUUCCUAAUCGAUAUUCAUCAACGAUCUCCAAAUUGACUCAAAACUAUCGAUCGCAUCCUUCCAUUCUUGAAUUUCCAAACAAAGAAUUCUAUGAAGGCGAUUUGACAGCAUGUGCAGAUCCCAUGCUCACGACCAGUUUAGAAAGAUGGGAAGAAUUACCGAUCGGUAAAACUCCUAUCGCAUUUCAUAACGUACCAGGAGAAGAUCUUCGAGAGAGUGGUUCUCCUAGUUUCUUUAAUUUGCUCGAGGUUGUUGAGGUGAAGAGAUAUGUUGAAUCAUUGAAAGAGGACAGACGAUUCAGAUUGACUGAUCAAGACAUUGGCGUCAUCACGCCAUACAAUGCCCAAGCAAGCAAGAUCAGGAUAGCCUUGAAGCAAUAUCCAAAGAUCAAAGUUGGAACAGUAGAGGAAUUUCAAGGUCAAGAGCGUAGAGUGAUAGUUUUAUCCACAGUAAGAAGUAAUCAAGAAUACUUGGAAUAUGACUUGAAAUUUAGUCUCGGAUUUGUGUCUAACCCUAGACGAAUGAAUGUGGCUAUUACACGAGCACAGGCUGCGCUGGUCAUUAUUGGAGACUCGUCUGUAUUGCAGUUGGAUCCUCUUUGGAAACGAUACUUAUCCACACUAUCACUGAAAGGAUGUUGGAAAGGUCAACCGAUUAACUGGGACGCAGAAGAUUACCUCUAUCAAUCUUCAGAUGAAUCCGAAAGUUCAGAAGAAUUUUCGGAAUCUGAUACAGGUUACAUUCGUCCUAGGUUGCAAAAACCAACGAAUCGUAAACCCAAAGGUUUACCAGUCGAAGAGGAUCAUUUAUUCGUAUUGACUGGAAUGGUACAAACUAUUAGACUAGAAGAUAAUUUAUCAGAUGAUGAAGAUUAUGAAAUGGUUGAUAAGAAUCGAGCUAGAAGGUUGAGACAUGAAGCUAUGGCUGAUAAAGAUUGGGGUACAUUGGAAUGAAAAUAAAGAUGAAAGGUGAUCCAAAGAACUCGAUUUUAAAGAGUUUGAAUCUUUAUAUUUUUUUUUCGAUUGUUGUAUGAUUUCUCAUACAUACUUAUAUCUAAAGUUUUAGACUUUUUCAUAAUUGAUAAUUAGGGUAUUAAAACGAAAUCGGGUGAACCAAAGAAGAAGAUUUGAUUGAGUUUUGAAUUUAAUUUUGACUUCUUAUUGUACAUGUAUGCUUAAAACUUGUAAAACUCG